CAAAAUCGAUCAGCAGGCAGCAGUAGAUUUCAACAUGUCUGCCGUCGGCUGUCAGUAAAGGAGGUUGUUUUCAACUUAACAGCAGAUCAUUGAGCUCGGAGAAGACCAGACGAGGUUCGCGCUCAUGGCUCAGUGCGUGCAGUCCGUGCAGGAGUUCAUCCAGGACUCGUUCGUGCCGAUGGUGGCCGUCCUGUGCAGUGAGGAUGCCGAGAGAGUGACCCGCAAAAACAACCUGAGUUUUCCCGAGCUGCUGCGGCCUUUCUGCCGCCUGACGUCCGAGGGUCAUCUGCGGGACCCCAAUAACCAGGUGGUCGUGGUGAAGGGCCUGCGGAUCAGCGUGACUGGGAUCAACACUCGUCCUCCACAGACACCCGAGCUGCAGAGAGUCCUCAGCCAGGCCGUGUCCAUCUGCCAGCCUCCUGAAGCGUCGCCCGCUAACGUCAUCACAGCUGGAGACUAUGACCUCAACAUCAGCGACCGCACGGUCAAAGCGAGCGUUCCCUGGUACUCUGACUGGAAAGAAACACUCACCCAGCUGAGCUCCUCCAAGUACUACACAGCAACAACGCCGUGGUUUGAGACGUAUCGGGAGAACUUCCUACAAUCCAUGCCAGCAUCAGAGCACGAGUUUCUCAGCCACUACCUGGCUUGUAUGUUGGUGGUCUCGUCCAAUGAGGCGGUGCCGACAGAGCAGUUCCUUAAGCUGUCCCAGGAACAGCACAGAAUCCAGCACAGUGGAGAUUACACACACCCCAAAUGGUUCAUUCCCAACACGCUCAAAUAUUACGUCCUGCUGCAUGAUAUCAGCGACGGAGACGAGCAGAGGGCGGACUCUGUGUAUGAGGAUAUGAAGCAGCGGUAUGGCACUCAGGGCUGUUACCUGCUCAAGAUAAACUCCCGCAGCGGCAGCACUGGUGCGGAUGAGCAGAUGCCGGACCCCUGGAGUCAGUACUUGCACAAGACCAGCAUACACAACCCUGAGCUGUAUGAAGAAUAUGCAGUGAAUAAUGUAACUGAAAACAACAUCAGCGCAGAGGAAGAUGGUCUGGAACAGGCAGUUAGAGACGGUGUUUCAGACACUCAUCCUCUUCAGCUUGACUCACCGUCUGACGCUCUCAACGACGAGAGUCAAGCUGAAAAUAUGACGAAAGCUCUGAAGCAGACCAGUGUGAGCUCUAAUAGCAGCCCGACUCCCAGAGGAACCUGCCUGACACUUAAUGACCAUGACCACAUCCGGCAGUUCAUCCAGGAGUUCACCUUCAGGGGAUUACUGCCGCACAUUGAGAAGAACAUUCGCCAGCUCAACGACCAGCUUGUCUCCAGAAAAGGUCUGAGUCGAUCUCUCUUCUCCGCCACUAAGAAGCUGUUUGGUGGAGGGAAGGUUCCAGAGAAGAGCAUUGCUGAGCUGAAAAACACUGCAGGCUUGCUAUAUCCCUCUGAGGCGCCGGAGCUUCAGAUCAGGAAGAUGGCUGACCUCUGCUUCUUGGUCCAGCAUUAUGAACUGGCCUACAACUGCUAUCACACUGCCAAGAAGGAUUUUCUGUCAGACCAGGCCAUGUUGUAUGCGGCCGGAGCGCUGGAGAUGGCGGCUGUUGCUGCUUUUCUACAGAGUGGAGCGCAACGGCCGUACCCCGCUCACUACAUGGACACCGCUAUUCAGACCUACAGAGAUGUCUGCAAAAACAUGCUUUUGGCUGAGAGGUGUUGUCUUUUAAGUGCUGAGAUUUUGAAGAGUCAGACGAAAUAUUCAGAUGCUGCUACACUUCUGAUCAAAAUGACCAGUGAGGACUCUGACCUGCGCAGUGCACUUCUGUUGGAGCAGGCGGCUCACUGCUUUAUUAAUAUGCGCAGUCCUAUGGUCAGAAAGUUUGCCUUCCACAUGAUACUGGCCGGCCAUCGAUUUAGCAAAGCUGGACAGAAGAGACAUGCAUUGAGAUGCUACUGCCAGGCCUUGCAGGUGUAUAAAGGUAAAGGUUGGACACUGGCUGAAGAUCACAUCAACUUCACCAUCGGCCGGCAGUCCUUCACUCUGCGGCAGCCGGAGAACGCAGUGGCCGCUUUCAGACAUAUUCUCAUCAACGACAGCAAACAGUCCGCAGUCCAGCAGGCUGCUUUCCUCAGGGAAUACCUCUAUGUGUACAAGAGCAUGAGUCAGGUGAGCGGUGAGAACUCUCUCCCACAGCUGCCACUGCCCUGCCUGCACAGCUCACAGACACGCGUGUUCUUCGGCCACGAGCGCAGACUCGCUGAAGGCGAGAAACAAGCUGCAACCCACGUGUCUUUGGACCAGGAGUUUGACCGUGAUUCUUCUCAGCUGUGGAGAGAGUUGGAGGAGAGAGUCGUCUCUGCAGCAAACAGAGGAAGCGUUCCCAACACCUUCCAGCCAUCCCAGUGCUGCCUGAACAGUCAGACGGACAACCUGCGAUACCCACUCGCUGUGGUGGAAGAGCCCAUCAUCGUGGAGGUGGUUUUCCGCAACCCCUUGAAGGUUCCCUUAGCUCUGUCGGCUCUGUCUCUGCUUUGGAAGUUUACCAUGAAAGACUUCUCAGGCCCUCAGGACAGCACAAGCGGAGAAACCAUCAGCAAUGAGAAAGAGGCAGCGGCUCUGAAAGAAACCGUGGCUCUCAAUGACAUCAUUGAUACGCAAGUCAUUCCAGAGUUCGCCAUAAGUCCAGAGGAGACCAAAGUGGCACGGUUGAAAUUGAUUCCUCGUAAGACAGGAGAGUUGCAUGUUCUCGGUGUGGUGUAUAACCUGGGCACUGGAGAAGUCAGCAAUAGUGAAGGUUCUUUGGCCAGUGAUGUUAUGUGUGUUCGCGGACAGCAAAAUCUGGAGAUCCAGGGGCCCAGACUCAAUGUGACCAAAGAAGAAAAGACUUCGGUCAAAUAUGGACCAGACCGCCGUCUGGACCCCAUCAUCACCCCAGCCAUGCCCUUACUGGAGGUUUUUUUCAUCAACUUCCCCACUGGUUUAUUAUGCGGUGAGAUCCGUAAAGCGUGGGUGGAAUUUGUGAAUGUGAGUGGCGUUCCUCUGACGGGUCUUCGAGUAGCGUCCACUCACCCGGAGUUCUUUACGUUCGGGAGCGCCACCUCUGACCUCACCCCCGUCACCCCUACAGCAGCCGAGCACUGCUCUGCAUACAAGACUGUGGCCACAGCGCCGUCACAGGCCUCCGUUUCGCUCGUGUCUCCGGCAGCGUUUGGGGUCUCCAACAUUGACCGGCCCAUGGUGGCUGAGAUCCCCCUAUCCCGAGGCGUUCUGGGACCAGGGGACGCCUUACAGAUCCCGUUGUGGCUCAGAGGACCCGACAGAGAGGGUGUUCAUGAAAUCAACUUCCUCUUUUACUAUGAGAGUACAGAGAAGGCCGCCAAACUCAGUCACCGGGUCCUUCGACACACUGCUUUUAUAUGUGCGAGUCGAUCGCUGAGCGUCAGAGCCACGGCCAGCCAGAGCAACACGCUGUACAGUAGAGAGAGAGAGAAACGAGAGGCCGGAGGUGGAGAGGAGAAGAACACCAGCAUGCUGGUCUUUGUGGAUGUGGAGAACAUUAAUACGAGUGAAGCAGGUGUUCGUGAGUUCCACAUAGUCCAGGUGUCUAGCAGCAGUCGGCAGUGGAGGCUGCACAAGUGCAUCAACCCUGUGGGAGAGAGAGACACUAAGCUGGCCAGCAGAGAGAGGGGGAAACUGUGCUUCAAAGCCUCCAGAUGCAAAACAGAGGAAGCUACCUCAGAUGCAGCAGGAAAAUACACAUUUGCCGACCUUAACCUUGGCAGUGAACAAAUCGUCAGCUCCACCACUCCAUGUGCUGAUUUUUUCUUCCGUCAGGGUUUGCCCUCUGAGCCCAGGAGAGGGGUCGGGUCUGCAGGCGGUGUUAGUCAAAUGAGGAGACAGAGCCUCACGCCACAGAGCGGGAUUGAUGAUGAUGUGACAAGCAUUGUUCGAAAAUGCAGCGAAGUAGAGCUUGACAUCAUCGUCCUCUGGAAGGCAUAUGUUGUGGAGGACAACAAACAGCUCAUUUUAGAGGGACAGCUUCAUGUUGCACUGCAAACUAUUGGAAAAGAAGCCUGCUCGCUGUCACAGAAAGAGGAAACUCAAGAAAUGGUUCUACUGAAGUUCAAGCCCGAUCUUCCUCCUCCUGUAAGCAAGCCCUCGCUGGAGCAGCUCUCCCACCUCAUAAAGACCUGCCUCCACUACCCAGAGUCUUACGAUCAUCCCUUCCCACAAAAGAGUUUAUGUAUGGUUCCAGUCACCCUGAUGCUGUCCAACUGUUCCCUGGCUCAGGUAGACGUCAUCAUUGAUCUGCGGCAUAAAACAACCAGCCCAGAGUCACUGGAAGUGCACGGUUCUUUUAGCUGGCUGGGCCAGACCCAAUAUAAAUUGCAACUCCAAGCACAAGAGGUCUAUAGGCUUUCAUUGAAAGCCUGUUUCUUCCAGGCUGGAGUUUAUAAUUUGGGCACACCCCGUGUCUUCGCCAAGUUGGCACAGACCAGCGCAAUGUGUGAGACCAGCCAGCAGAGCGCCAUGCCUGCUCUCAUCAUCAUCAACAGUGUUUGAGGAACUCCACAGCAACUCCACAGUCCAACAUUUCCUGGCCCACCUAAAUAAAUGACUCCAAGAUUUUUUUGUUCGUUUUUUUUCUACUUGUUGCUAAAAUGAAAUCUAAUUGGCAGUUAAGUAGUUUAAAAAAAACUUGAACAUAUGUGUUUCAACUUAACACUGCAUCUGUUGUGCUCGUACGGUCUGCUAUGGUGAGCUAAAUACAAACAAACUCUCCAUGUUUUGUCUGAAAUACACCUGAAGCGUGACUGGACCUGUUUCCAUGUUAAUUUAUCUCUCAUGUCCACCAUGUGUAUCUUUUUUGCUUUUGUUUUAUGAACUUUUUUUUUUUUUUUUUGGUUUUAGAACUAUAUUUCUUUAAGACCCCAAACAUGUGUAAUGUUGAUGCUGUGAUUUAAUGGUUGUCCACUGCGAUCUGUUGCCACAGUAACUAAAAAAAGUACUUUCUUAAAAACCAGAAGAUGAAGCACUGUAACCUGAUGGCCUGGAGAUGAUAUUAUAGCAGCUGCUGAAAGCACGUGUUCUGCUUUAUUCAGUCACACUGCAAAUGUGGAGUAAAUUUAAUAUCACCUUAUGAGGGGCCAGUAGGAUCUGCAAAGUCCAGCGAGGAGCCGGCUGAAUCCACAGAUUUUAAAGGACCUGUAAAGACACCAAGAGGGUUAAAGUCACAAUUAGAGGGCAUAUUUUUGCAUCCAGCAGUGGGUGGGCAGUGUCGUUUCUCUCUGGAAAUUUUUAAUUUUCUACAAAACCAAUCAUCUUCUCCCACCACCUCUCAGCUCUCAUUCUGUCAUCUCCACUAUUAUGAUCAAACUGUUAUUUAAAUGUAUCUACACCACUGCUUUUCUGAAGAAAAAAAUGAUGUAUUAUAUUUAUAACAAAUUACUGUACAUGGAAUAAAAUGUAACCAAUAACCAAGAA
Messenger RNA from Danio aesculapii, 5473 nucleotides. RefSeq names its product trafficking protein particle complex subunit 8 (gene trappc8). Gene Ontology annotation, biological process: endoplasmic reticulum to Golgi vesicle-mediated transport; protein localization to phagophore assembly site. The transcript has 30 exons. NCBI's taxonomy places the organism in Eukaryota, Metazoa, Chordata, Actinopteri, Cypriniformes, Danionidae. Bases 125 to 4552 code for a protein of 1475 amino acids. Gene Ontology annotation, cellular component: cytoplasmic vesicle; phagophore assembly site; TRAPPIII protein complex. Gene Ontology annotation, molecular function: protein binding. The record is from RefSeq and is a predicted model, not a curated record.